This is a messenger RNA of Anastrepha obliqua, 2391 nucleotides long. It is a transcript of the gene Cyp49a1, whose product is annotated as probable cytochrome P450 49a1. The transcript is spliced from 14 exons. The coding region runs from base 511 to 2178 and encodes 555 amino acids. The record is from RefSeq and is a predicted model, not a curated record. Lineage: Eukaryota; Metazoa; Arthropoda; Insecta; Diptera; Tephritidae. Gene Ontology annotation, molecular function: iron ion binding; oxidoreductase activity, acting on paired donors, with incorporation or reduction of molecular oxygen; monooxygenase activity.
GUUUUUUUUUGGUUCCAUAUAUUGGAUUAAUGCAGUGAUAUCUCCAACACUAUAAAAAUUUGCUAUCUAAAAAUCCAAUUUCGUGUUGCAAUUUGGCAAAGUGUAAUUUACCAAAAAUAUUGCAGUUUUUACUGUUGCUGUUGUAAUUGUUGCUAAAGUGCUUGUUGUAGUAUUCCAAAUUUUACUCACUACCAAUUCCACAGUCAAACAAAUAAGGCAUUUGCUGAGUGCCUCCACCGUCGGUGCAUUCAAGUGUGAAAACAUUAGCAACAAAUGUUGUUGUUGUUAUUUCGUUUUUCUUUGUUUUUGGUUUUGUUCUUUGUUGUUAAGUCGUUGCAAUUCUUUUGAUAUGAACAUUGUUAUACUUGAACGAAUGCAAUAAAAGAAUUGAGGCAGAGCAAAACAAAAAGGAAUAAAUAAAAAAAACUGUAAAUUGCUGGUGUCACUUCAAGCCAAGCAAAAACAUAAAUAAUAAAAAAUCAACCAGCCUGUUGGAGCUGUGGAAGCGUCAUGACUCAUCUACGUAAAACAGCAACAGCGCUUGUGAAGCGUACUUCUUUUUCGGCUGCCGCAACGGCAAUACCAAAUGCAGUGACCUUGCCAGAGGCGCUAACGCAUGCGCCACCAUCAAGGGCGAGUGCACCAGUAACACCAAUAGCAACACACGUGGCCGAGGAGAAACCGACGAGUAUUCCUGGCACAAAUGCACGUCCUUACUCAGCCGUACCAGGCCCCUGGGGCAUGCCAGUGUUGGGCAACUCAUGGCGUUUUGCACCGCUAGUCGGUCAAUAUCGCAUACAGGAUUUGGAUAAGGUUAUGAAGGAGCUACACAUUAAUUACGGCAAAAUUGUUAAAGUUGGUGGCCUCAUAGGACAUCCGGAUUUGUUGUUCAUCUACGAUGGCGAUGAAAUUAGAAAUAUUUUUAAAAAAGAGGAAACCAUGCCACACAGACCCUCAAUGCCUUCACUCAAACAUUACAAAGGGAAAUUGAGACACGAUUUCUUCGGUGACAUCGCUGGACUCAUUGGUGUACAUGGCAGAAACUGGGCGCUGUUCCGACAAGAGGUACAACAAAUACUACUACAACCACAAACAGCAAAGCAGUAUGUGCCGUCACUUAAUGAAAUCGCCAGCGAAUUUAUGCAAAGAGUACAUGAAAUGCGCAAUGAAAAUGAUGAGCUGCCUGAAAAUUUUCUACAUGAACUACACAAAUGGGCGUUGGAAUCUGUGGGACGCGUGGCAUUGGAUACACGCCUUGGCUGUUUAUCACCAGACGGCAGUAAAGAGUCGCAACAAAUUAUAAAUGCCAUAAAUACUUUCUUCUGGGCUGUGCCACAACUGGAAUUGCGAAUGCCAUUGUGGCGUUUUUAUCCAACGAAGGCUUAUCGCUGUUUUGUAAAGGCGCUGGAUCAGUUUACAGAAAUCUGCAUGAGAAACAUUAGCCGCGCAAUGGAUCGGGCUGAUGCUGCGGCAGGGAUGCAAAAUGCUACGACCGAUUCGAUUGUGGGACGCAUUGUGCGCAAAACGGGAAAUCGUAAAUUGGCAGCAGUAUUGGCGUUGGAUUUAUUCUUGGUCGGAGUGGAUACGACCUCGGUGGCUGUCUCUUCAACCAUUUAUCAGUUGGCUAAAAAUCCCGAGAAGCAGCAAAAACUUUUCGAAGAAUUACAAAAAGUGUUUCCAACGCGUGAAGCGGAAAUCGACCAAAACGCUUUGGAGCAAAUCCCUUACCUGAGAGCCUGCAUAAAGGAGACCUUGAGAAUGUAUCCGGUCGUCAUUGCGAAUGGAAGAAGUUUACAAACAGAUGCCGUUAUUGCUGGCUAUCACAUACCCAAAGGUACACAUGUCAUAUUCCCGCAUCUGGUAGUAUCCAAUGAUCCCGCAUAUUUUCCACAACCGAAACAAUUUCUGCCUGAACGUUGGAUGAAGCAAAGCGAAGCGAGUGCGCAAUGUCCACAUGUCGGUCGAAAAAUUCAUCCCUUCGUCAGCUUGCCGUUUGGAUAUGGGCGUCGCAUGUGUGUGGGCCGUCGCUUUGCCGAGAUCGAAUUGAAUAUGCUGUUGGCAAAGAUAUUUCGAAAAUACAAAGUGGAGUACAAUUCCGGCGAAUUAGUGUAUAAAGUAAAUUCAACCUAUAUACCAGAGUCGCCACUUAAUUUCAAAUUGACGCUAAGGGAUGAGUAGGGCUGGUUGGUGGUACGACAGUGGACCGGCUGGUAAGCUGCAGUGGUUUGUAACACACCAAAGUUGCCUAGUAACAGAUACAACGGUGCUUUCGAGUGGCGCGACACACACUCUCCCACAACUACUUUCAAUGGGUGUAUUUGCAUAGCUAUUGUUUUUGUUGUUCUAAUAUUACAUUUUUGUCUCGCCAAUAUGAAUUUUAUACGUGCUUAU